CUCAAGCUCUAGCAUAGGAUAACAGACGUCUUUCAGCAGAAUCGAACGGGUAAAUAUUUGAUUUCCUCAGACUGCUUUCGCUUUAAAAAGCCGAUGCCACUUUCAGGUCAGCCGUUGCAAAAACGUUAGAAGUGUCGUAAAACGAUUUCAACGAUGCUUGACUCCGCGUUCCUGAUGUUUGCUGCGGACGUAGGAGCUUGAAAAAACAACAAAUACAGCAAAACUACACUUUUAAAAUUCUCUACAAUCUGAACCUUCAAGAGCUGAUUUAAGCAAUUCUCUCUGUAGCCUUCUCAACUCCAUGUGGGAUGGUUGAGCUGUUUACCAGUGUUGGAGGAAAGACCCACCCCAAAUCCUUCUGGAGGGCGCUAAGACACUGCCUGACUCAAAGCCGACAGGAUUAACUUCAUAUUAGAUUUGUGAGACAAGAGAGAAAGCACACCUGCUUGAGUUUACAAUCCAGGCCACGCUGCUCCCAGUUUGUAUGCUUUUCGGAUCUCGUAUGCGAGACGCCACCUUGAACUGUCAAACUUGGCACGGUUCGCGCACCACCUGAAUCGCCUGUUUUUGUAGGACUUUACAAAUCCGAAUCCAUUCAGAAUCAAGGUCGGUCGUCCUCGGCUGCCAAAAAGGGACGUGUUCGUGUUUGGCUCCCAGAUGUUCACGCUAAAGACUUUGAAUUUUUAUGUUUGGUAAAGAAUGACCAUGAGAGGAUAGUGCGAAGCAAAUGCACAUGCAUAUCUGUAUUGCCAAUGCCUGAGAAGGCCUUUCAGCCGGGCUGGAAAGAAGAGGAAAAAUUCCUUGAGAGAGAGGGGAACUGAACUCGGCUGUUCUCAUUCAGGUCCUGUUCUUUUUUCUGUAUGGUGGAAGCGUGCGUUCGCGCGAUGGCUCAGUCGACAGGAGCAGCCACUGCCUUGUGAAGGUCUACGUGCAGCACUCAUCUGUCAGAUAAGCAGAGCAGGAUGAAACUGAAGAAGCAGGUGACCGUGUGCGGAGGGGCUAUCUUCUGUGUGGCCGUCUUUUCUCUCUACCUGAUGUUGGACAGAGUCCAGCACGACCCGGCGAGGAGGCAGAGCGGAGGGAACUUUCCGAGGAGCCAGAUUUCGGUGUUACAGAACCGUAUCGAACAGCUCGAGCAGCUUCUAGAGGAGAACCAUCAGAUCAUCAGCCACAUUAAAGACUCUGUGCUGGAGCUCACCGACACGGGCGCCGUCUCUCCCAGCGGGCACCUACCCUUCCGCAGCGCCAACGGCUCUUGGGUGUUGCCUUUCGACGGCAGGCCCACUUUUCUAUCCGUUAAGCCACAGGACUGCCAGUUUGCGUUGGGGCGCAGAAGCCAGACUGACCUGCAGAUGCUGGAUGUUUACUCGCUGCUCAACUUUGAAAAUGUGGACGGCGGUGUUUGGAAGCAAGGCUUUGAGAUCACCUACGACCCCAGUGAGUGGGAUGAAGAACCGCUGCAGGUGUUUGUGGUCCCUCAUUCUCACAAUGAUCCAGGAUGGAUCAAGACAUUUGAUAAGUACUACAAUGACCAGACCCAGCAUAUCUUGAACAACAUUGUGGUGAAGCUGGCGGAAGACCCUCGCAGGAAGUUUAUCUGGUCUGAAAUUUCAUAUUUCGCCAAAUGGUGGGAAAGCGCCGACGUACAAAAGCAAGAGGCAAUGCGCAGGCUUAUUCUCAGCGGACAGCUCGAGAUGGUAACGGGAGGUUGGGUCAUGACGGACGAGGCCAACGCUCACUAUUUCGCUAUGAUCGAUCAACUCAUCGAAGGCCAUCAGUGGCUGGAGAAAAAUCUCGGUGUGACCCCUAUCUCAGGCUGGGCAGUGGAUCCGUUCGGUCACAGCGCCACAAUGCCUUACUUGCUGAAACGGGCCAACCUGACCAGCAUGCUGAUCCAGAGAGUCCAUUAUUCCAUUAAGAAGCAUUUCUCUGCCACCCGGAGCCUUGAGUUCAUGUGGAGGCAGGUCUGGGAUCCUGAAUCAAGCACGGAUAUGUUCUGCCACAUGAUGCCAUUUUACAGCUAUGACGUGCCUCACACCUGCGGGCCCGACCCAAAGAUCUGCUGCCAAUUUGACUUCAAAAGGCUUCCGGGUAGUAGAGUAAACUGCCCGUGGAAGGUGCCACCCCGAGCCAUCACGGACGCCAACGUGGCCGAGAGAGCUUCGGUUUUGCUCGAUCAGUAUCGUAAGAAGUCCAAGCUGUUCCGUAGCAAAGUGGUGUUGGUUCCUCUGGGAGAUGAUUUCCGGUACGAUAAAGUGUUGGAGUGGGACCAGCAGUACUUCAACUACCAGAAACUAUUCGAUUACAUGAACUCCCAUCCAGAAAUGCACGUGAAGGCUCAGUUUGCAACACUGACGGACUACUUCAGCGCCGUAUACAAGGCUAACGGAGUCACCCAGGGGGCGCGACCUCCAGAUUACCCUGUGGUGAGCGGAGACUUCUUCGCCUACGCGGACAGAGAGGAUCAUUACUGGAGUGGAUACUACACCUCACGACCCUUCUACAAAAACCUGGACCGCGUGUUAGAGUCUCAUCUCCGAGGGGCUGAGAUUCUUUACAGUCUGGCGGUCGCUCACGCGCGGCAUGCGGGCGUAGAAGGACGUUACCCCACCUCAGAUUACUCUCUUCUCACUGACGCCAGGCGGAACAUUGGGCUCUUUCAGCACCACGAUGCCAUCACGGGCACUGCCAAGGAGAUUGUUGUCAUUGACUACGGAAACAGGUUAUUGCAUUCUCUGGUCGGUCUGAAGCGAGUGAUCAUAAACGCAGCACACUUUCUAGUAAUGAAGUACAAAGAUGUAUAUCGCUUUUAUCAGACAGAGCCUUUCCUGGAGACGGACGACAGACGGGCCACACAGGAUUCUCUUCCGCAGCACACGCUUAUCGAGCUGGAGUCUUCUCCGAGGUAUCUGGUGCUGUUUAACCCGGUGGAGCAGGAGCGUUUGUGUGUGGUUACCGUGUUGGUGAAUUCAGCUAAAGUAAGGGUGCUAACUGAAGAUGGCCAAACGUUACCCGUUCAGCUCAGCGCACAGUGGGUGUCCGCCGUCGAGAUGAGCGGAGAGGUUUACCAGGCCUCUUUCAUGGUACGCCUGCCUGCGCUGGGAUUGGCCGUUUUCCACCUGUACGACUCUGCCGACUCCCCCAUGACCCUGCGCUCCGAAACGCUGCUGAGGAUUCCCGGGCGGGGCCAGGGCAUACGAAGUUUGGAUCCUUUGCCCGUUCGGUCGCAGACGGCUGAUUCUCAACCCUUCUACAUCCAGAGUCAGUCUCUCACUCUGGGCUUCUCUGGAACAACAGGCCUGCUGGAGAGCAUUCGACGCAAAGAUGACCCCCAGGAGGUCAGGGUACAGAUUCAGUUCCUUACAUACGGCACUCGACCCUCAAAGGACAAGAGCGGAGCUUAUCUCUUCUUACCGGACGGAAAUGCUAAGCCUUACUCGCAGAGAGAAGCUCCAAUUGUGCGUGUGCUGGAAGGUCCGCUCUUUGCCGAGGUCGUGAGUUAUUACCAGCACUUCCAACAGACGGUCCGCAUUCAUAAUGUUCCAGGAGUAGAUGGUUUAUCUCUGGACAUCACCACCAUGGUGGACAUCAGAGACCAGAAUAACAAAGAGCUGGCCAUGCGUCUGGUUACAGACAUUCAAAGUGAAGACACUUUCUACACGGACCUCAAUGGGUUUCAGAUCCAACCACGGCGGUUCUUCCAGAAACUUCCAUUACAGGCUAAUUUCUAUCCGAUGCCCUCCAUGGCGUACAUUCAGGACAGUCAGUACCGGCUCACGCUUCACACGGCCCAGGCAUUGGGGGUUAGCAGUCUGGCCAGUGGUCAGUUGGAGGUGAUUCUGGACCGGCGCUUGAUGCAGGAUGAUAACAGGGGUCUGGGACAGGGCCUUAAAGACAACAAGAGAACGGCCAACCGCUUCCGCCUUCUGUUGGAAAGGAGAAGCAAUAGCGGAAAGAUGGUGGACAGCAGACCGGUCAGCUUCCCAUCGCUGCUCAGUCACAUGACCUCUGCCAUCCUAAACCACGAGGUGCUGGCGCUGCCCGUGUUGCCCAGGAAGCACGGCGUGCCCCCCAUGCGCACCUUCGCCCCAUUGGCCGGCACGCUGCCAUGUGACUUCCACCUGCUGAACCUCAGGAGCAUCCAAAGCUCGGUAAAUAAUCAAACGGACGCACACUCUCCAUCUCCUCAUAUGGCUCUACUAUUUCAUCGCCUGGGGCUGGACUGUGGUCUGGAGGCUCAGAACCCCGGUUUCAACUGUACAACCACACAGGGCCAGCUGACCGUUUCCGGACUGUUCCGCGGGCUGGAUGUACAUUUGCUGCAGCCCGUGUCUUUGUCUCUAAUGUACUCUCAGCCUCCUCUUUCCAACGACUCCUCCAUCCAUCUAGAGCCAAUGGAAAUCUCUGCCUACAAGCUUAAGCUGUGCUAGGACAAAGUUGCACCAGAGCCGGGCUCUCCGUUUGGACCCACGGAACCCGUGUUAGCUAAAGUAGAGAGCCACAGCUGGAUGAACCGAGGCGUUUGUUAAUCCAACCUAUCCAAAUCAACAAAUCUACAUGAAGGCCCUCUCGAGGUGAAAGGAUCAAAGACUCAAAGAUGAGAAUGUUCCAGCCGAACGUAGCAACUUAGCUGCCCUUGGCGCUGAAAUAAAAGAUCAUGUCCGAGCUUGUUUUUAUUGGACGGAGCACAAAUCGGUCAACAUCUUUUUUAUUCCCGCUGACCAUCGUUUUUAUCUUUCCUUUUGUUUGAUUUUGGCUCGUGUGUUUCAUCGCUACACCUUACUUAUACGCAUUCUGGAGUUCGUCCUGUAUGUAAAUAUGUCGAAGCUAUACGACUGGAUCUAUACAAACUUGUGGGACUCGGUGCAAUAUGUAAUGCUUCACUUGGCGCUUCUUCGUUUGCUUUUUCUACUCUUAAGGCCUUGGAAGCCGUGCUUGAAAAGCUCGCUUUAUUUCUUUGUCUUUGCUCGUGCAGGGCAGACGCAUGAUUUCUAUGAAUGUGAGUCACCACGGAUGGUCUGUGAAGGCUAUCAGUGGUGUAACGUUUAAAAAACGUCUUUUUUUCGUAAUGGGCCACGACGCACCCGCAAUCCAGUAGUGGUCUUCAGCUAGCUCUCUCAUUGGUCGGUUAUUUGUAAGUUGCGCGAUAAGAGCCGACUUUGACGAUCGGUACGAAAACUUUGUCGCAGAAUGAAGCUGCUUUAAUAAGCUAGCUCUGAAGUCUGUUUUUGUUUUUACGUUAUUAUUUGCCAUUUUGCGUUUGGCAUCAAAACGAUUCGUGAGCCGCUGAAUGUUUGUUUAUAGCGCUUUGUGUCGUCUUAUAUGCAGGUCCAAAGCAGUUAGCCCUGUAAAGACUGUUUAUGGAUUAGACUUCAAAGAUAUGCAGCGCUGUAUUAUUUUAAAGCAUCUGAAGAUCAGUCUGAGAGCUUUUCAAAGAGCACCCAGAUCAGUCCCAGAGCUUACACCUAUACAUCAACACAUAAGAAAGCCUCUUGAAUACCUUCGCGCAGUACUUUCAGGUAAUGGAACAUUACUUGUACCCGACUGUAAAGGUACAGGCCGCUUUCUCAUAGUAACACGUUCCUGCAUUCGCAAUAAAUUGUGGUUUACUGUUAAAAAUGCGCUUCGUUCAAGAACCAGGCCUUACGUGGAUUCAUCUACAUGUUUGUAACUCUUGUGUGUUGUGUAGCAGAUCCAUCUUGGUCCUUUUGUCUGUCACCUCAGUAGCUUGAGUCAGACGCUUCUGAAACUGUCCGGCUGACACGGACGAGCAUUGAAAACCUGUUCCACAAUCUGCCAGUUUAAACAGUCUCUCGACUUUUGAUUUAAAUGACCAAAAAACAUUCUGGCUUGCUGAUUAUCUCUCUGCGGCGUGUCCAUUCCGAUCCGUCAGACCGCAAACAGACUUUCCCGGCUAAUCAGGUUUCGCAGUAGCAUCCUAUCAGAAACUUAAUUUUCUGCGGGGGAAGGCCGCUUGCGCAUUGAGUAUGAAUGGCGUGCGCGAGCCAAACGUCCGUCCAUGGGGCACGUUUUGGCUCCCGGCGGGGUUUGAUUGUCAUUCCAGAAUGUUCUUCCAUAAUUUCGCAAAAAAAAAAAUUGUAAUUCAUACUCAUUCUUUCUCUGUGUAUCACUGCCAUACGUAUGUUCUGCAUACACUUGUCCAAUCAGCUGUUCUGACAGAUCUCAUUGUUAGAUGUCCUUUAUUUGUGUAGAUGGAUGUUUUUCCAUACGGUGUAUUGAAAGAUUAAUUUAUUCUUUCCCCCCCCUUUUUUCAGUUUUGGUUUCCUAGAGUGUGUUUAUGAAAAUGACUCGUACGAAGCAUAAUGCAAAGACAUUAAAGUGGACGUUUAAUAAAAAUUUAGGAAUUUUAUUAUAUAUGCAUGCAUGUUGUUUUCAACAGCUAAAUCUGAACCAACCAUUUUCCAAAUGUGUCUUUUGUCCAUAGUUUGUACAGUUUUGUUGUUGUGUUCUGAAUCAAAGACAGGGGGCAGUAGGGGGUCAUCUGCAGUUUGACUCCAGCCGUGGAGUGUGGAGUUCAGUUAGCAAGAGUUCACAAGAUAUUCUGCAUUUUAUAUCAAACCACCCACGAUAAUGACCAGAACAUCAGGUACUGAUUCUAGCAGACACUGUGGUUUGUACCCAUGGUGAGGACAGAAAAUACAGCGGGCCUUUAUCAGAGCUGACAGAUCUCUGGCCUUUUUUGAUGCCCUUUAAUGCUCAGUUUCACCUACAGCAGCAGAGAUUGUGUGUUAGAGUUGGAAAAACGCCCUUAGCCAGGGCGUUUGAGAAAGAGGCCGUUCCUCUUUAUAAAUCUGCCAGCGAUGUGGGCUGAGACGGCAAUAAAAUUCAAUCUCACAACUAAGGGCUUUAAUAAGACGUGAGAGGUGCUGAUAGAUUGAGAUGUUUUUAAGGGAUUAGUGCACCAGAAAUGAAAAUUCUGUAUGGCUUUCUUUUCUCUGUGCAACACCAGCAUAAUUUGUUUUCAAAAUAGCCGAGGCGUUCUUUUCAGUACAAUAGAAAGCAAUGUGUUGUGUAUAUUGACUUAAAGCAAUCCGUCAUCAUUUACUCGCCCUCUAGUUGGUCCAAAUUUAGAAGAACGCUUGUAACCAAACAGUUUUUGGCCACCUCUGACUACCAUCACUGUAAAAAACAAUAAGAUUUCCGUACCUUUUUGUGUUAUUUGCGCAAUCUUUUUGCACCGUUUUUUCUUUUUAAGUAAACUUAACAAAAAAUACUAUAAUUUUACUUAAAAAAAAAAAAAAACUGUUCAAAACUUGCACAAUUGACAAUGGUAGUCAAAAGUGCCCCAGAACUGUUUGCUUUCCUACAUUCUUCAAAAUAUCUUCUUUUGUGUUCCUCAAAACUCGAGGAUGACUAAAUGAAGACAGAAUUUUCAUUUUUGGGUGAACCGUUUCUUUAAAGCGGGGGUCUUCAACUACUUUUCUUUGAGGGCCAGAAUCCAAAAGUAUAAAUAAGAUGUGGGCCAGUUUUUUAUUACCAUAGACUUAUUCCUUCUAUUAUUUUGUAUUUCUGUUAUUUACUGCAUUUUAUUACUUUUAUGCAGUUUUUUUGUUGCUGUUACUUAUAGGUCCUAUAUUAAACAUGCACACAAAUAUUGCAUCCAGUAUUUGUGCCUUUUCAUGAUAUUUAAUUAAAAUGGAGUCUUUUUUAGUUGUAUUUUAUAUUCCUUAAUGUGUUAGUUUACCCCAAUUGAAAAUGCUGCUAAUUUACUCACCCCCGGUACAUCCAAGAUGUUUUUCAAGAAGAUAUUUAGUUGAAUCAAAGUCAAAUCAAUGAAAGUCAAAACACCAAUAUAUUCAACACAAAAGUAAUCCAUGCCCCUUGUGAUGUUGAAUUAAUUGAUCUGUGCAAGAAAAUGCACGUUAUUAUCGGAUCUUUCUGGUGAAUCCAAUCGCAUUCAUGUGCCCCACGCACUUAGAAGGCCAGAUCCUUUGUAGUGCGAGUUCUGGAGGGAGAUGGACUGCUGUGUCCAGUGUUGUUCGGUUACCAACAUUCUUCAAAAUAUCCUCUUUUGUGUUCUACAGAAUAAAGUCAGUUAUACAGGUUUGAAAUGACAUGACGGUAAGUAAAUGAUUAAAAUAGUAUCAUUUUAUGUGAAUUAUUCCUUUAACUGAGAUCAAAGCAGUGUUGGGUGUAAUACGUAAUUUGUUACUGUAAUUUAAUUACUUUUCCCUUGAAAAAGUAAAGUAAGGGAUUACUCUUAUUUUUUCUGUAAUUUAAUUACAGUUACUUCUGAUGUAAUUAAACUAAAUACUUUGUGUAAUAUGUGUGUGUGCAGAAGAGGAAUUGACAUCAAAAUUCGAAGUCUAACUUUAAAAUCCGUGUUUAUGUAUAAUUCU
This is a messenger RNA of Triplophysa rosa, 8360 nucleotides long. It is a transcript of the gene man2a2, whose product is annotated as mannosidase, alpha, class 2A, member 2. Gene Ontology annotation, biological process: mannose metabolic process; N-glycan processing; protein deglycosylation. Gene Ontology annotation, cellular component: Golgi membrane. The record is from RefSeq and is a predicted model, not a curated record. Bases 963 to 4430 code for a protein of 1155 amino acids. The transcript is spliced from 24 exons. Gene Ontology annotation, molecular function: carbohydrate binding; alpha-mannosidase activity. NCBI's taxonomy places the organism in Eukaryota, Metazoa, Chordata, Actinopteri, Cypriniformes, Nemacheilidae.